CUGAGCACAUGUUCUCACAGAACCUGCACUGCCUUCUGAGAAGUGGCAUGCGCUCCAGAAGAGAGAUGAAAACGCUACAGCUUCUGGUUCUGACUCUGCUCACACUGACCGGUGUUCUCUCAGAUGGUGAAUAUGGUGUGAAUUAUCCUGAGCCUGAGAUCUGCACUGUGAGAGGAUCUGAUGUCAUCAUUUCCUGCGCUUAUUUCUACCCAAAGUCAGGGCAGCAGGUGCAAAGAGUUUUCUGGUGCUCAAUGAACUCAAAUUCAGAAAAGUGUCACGACGGACCGUAUGUUUAUAACAGUGACUCUCCUGCAGCUUCAGGAGACUUUAAGUAUGUUGGUGACAAAACAUCAAACUGUACUUUAUUAAUCAGUAAUGUACAGUUCAGUCACUCUGGAGAGUAUAAAUUCAGAUUUAUAACUAAUGUCGAUAAAUGGACAGGUGACCCUGGAGUGACUCUUAACGUGUCAGUUGUGAAGGUGUCGAUGAUCAGACUGUCUGGAAACGGGACUCUAAAAGAAGGAGACUCUGUAAAUCUGACUUGCGCUGAGAACUGCACUCUCAGCUCUCCACAGUUUGUGUGGUUUAAGAACAAAGAGCGUUUACCUGAAUCAGGCUCUGUUCUUCACCUCCCUGCUCUGACUGUGAGGAACUCUGGGAAUUAUUCCUGUGCUUUGAGGAACCACGAGAACUUCACGUCUGAAAUGAUCAGCCUUGAUGUGAAAGGUGUUCUCUCAGAUGGUGAAUAUGGUGUGAAUUAUUCUGUGCCGAUCUGCGCUGUGAGAAGAUCUGAUGUCAUCAUUUCCUGCACUUAUUUCUACCCAAAGUCUGGGCAGCAGGUGGAAAGAGUUCUCUGGUGCUCAAUGAACUCAAAUUCAGGAAAGUGUCUGGACGGACCGUAA
Molecule: messenger RNA, 902 nt
Organism: Pygocentrus nattereri (red-bellied piranha)
Lineage: Eukaryota; Metazoa; Chordata; Actinopteri; Characiformes; Serrasalmidae
Exons: 5
Coding region: 9-902 (297 amino acids)
Source: RefSeq, a predicted model, not a curated record